Messenger RNA from Mytilinidion resinicola, 1229 nucleotides. Its product is annotated as serine/threonine-protein phosphatase 4 catalytic subunit. Gene Ontology annotation, cellular component: FAR/SIP/STRIPAK complex. Lineage: Eukaryota; Fungi; Ascomycota; Dothideomycetes; Mytilinidiales; Mytilinidiaceae. Bases 1 to 954 code for a protein of 317 amino acids. Gene Ontology annotation, molecular function: protein serine/threonine phosphatase activity. Gene Ontology annotation, biological process: peptidyl-serine dephosphorylation. The transcript has 3 exons. The record is from RefSeq and is a predicted model, not a curated record.
AUGCCAGGUCUUCCGUCAACUGUCGACCUCGAUGAGUGCAUAUCACGGCUGUCCAAGAAGGAGCUCUUAGCCGAGUCGGUCAUCGAGGCAAUAUGCGCAAAGACGAAGGAGCUGCUAAUGAAGGAGAGCAAUGUGGUACACAUCCGCGCGCCCGUCACGGUGGUGGGUGACAUCCACGGGCAGUUUUUCGACCUGAUGGAGAUAUUCAAGAUCGGCGGGCCGUGUCCAGACACGAAUUACCUGUUCCUAGGCGACUACGUAGACCGCGGCCUCUUCAGCGUCGAAACAAUCUCCCUCCUCGUCUGCCUCAAGCUGCGCUACCCCCACCGCAUCCACCUCAUCCGCGGCAACCACGAGUCCCGCGGCGUCACACAGUCCUAUGGCUUCUACACCGAGUGCUCGCGCAAAUACGGCAAUGCAAACGUCUGGCACUACUUCACCGACAUGUUCGACUUCCUGACUCUGUCCGUAGUGAUUGACGACCAGAUAUUCUGUGUGCACGGCGGCCUGUCGCCCUCGAUACAUUCGAUCGACCAGAUCAAGAUCAUCGACCGCUUCCGCGAGAUCCCACACGAGGGCCCGAUGGCCGAUUUGGUCUGGAGCGACCCCGACUCCGAGCGCGACGAGUUCUCGCUGAGCCCGCGGGGCGCGGGGUACACAUUCGGCGCGCAGGUGGUGAAGAAGUUCCUCGAGGUCAACGCCAUGUCGCACAUAUUACGGGCGCAUCAGCUGUGCCAGGAAGGGUACCAGAUAUUAUACGACGACCGGCUGAGCACAGUGUGGAGUGCACCGAACUAUUGUUACAGAUGUGGGAACAUGGCGAGUGUAUUGGAGGUUAGCGACAAGGGGGGAAGAUUCUUUAAUGUGUUUGACGCAGCGCCUGAAAACGAUGCACACCGAGCCGAACAGCAGCAACAGCAAGGAAAAGAAGUGACGACGGAGUACUUCCUCUGAUGCUCAAGCGACGGGUUCCUAAGUAGCGUUGGGCAUUUAUCGAGCUGAAGGUAGCGUGGGAGUGUCAAUGCGACAUGCAUUAGAGGCGUUGAGGAGUUGCACGCGUCAUUUGUAUCGCGGGGACAAUACCAUUGUGCAUAAUAUGCGUUGUUGGCAUAGAGGUGGUGUUUCGUUAUAUGUACAUGCUGUGCUAUUCAACAUCCUAAAUACCUCGUUUCCACCCAUCUGCUCUCCAAAUCGUCGCUCAUUCGUCCUAUCACAACCUUAACCUCGGG